Protopolystoma xenopodis is the source of this 1563-nucleotide messenger RNA. Lineage: Eukaryota; Metazoa; Platyhelminthes; Monogenea; Polystomatidea; Polystomatidae. The record is from the annotation of a GenBank genome assembly.
UUCUGUCUAUUGGUAAGAUUGGCUGGAUGGCAUCCUUUUGUUGAAGAGACAACGGGAAAUAUAUUGGAAGACAAAAUAUUGGAGGCUGCGGUGGAUUGGUCCGAUGAACAUCUAGCGAAUGUCUCGUCCGAGGCGAAAGACUUCGUCAGCCGUCUUUUACAAAAAUAUCCCAGUUCGAGACCAACGGCAGAGUCGUGCCUUCUACAUCCUUGGAUUCGACAGACUAGUCCGAUGACACGCAGUUUGGACACCAAUAAACGUCGAAUGAGGGAAUACAAAAAGUACUACGAAGAACAUGCAGAAUAUCAGAUCAACCUCAAAGGUGAAUUGGCGCUUGCCGAAAUCUCUGCCACUUUAACCAAUCACCGCCUUCCUAACCUGAGAUCAAAUUCAGAACUUGGGAAUUAUAGCGCUUCAGGAUCUACAAUGAGCCCCAUAAACGUGGCUCCUCAGCCUUGCGUAAAUCAUGAAGCUGGAUUCAGCCCGACUGCCCUAAGUAGUCGACAUCGAGCAAGAUAUAGUCCACGCUGUGAACGCAGCGCUAUCAGCGAGGAUCGCGAUCUUCACCAACGCAUCACACAGCUGAGCCUAAUGCCUCCACAACGACCAAUGAGCCCCAGUGGGCUCUCAUCACUGGCCUCUUCAAUGCUCAGACUUGACGAGCUUUCAGCUGUUGACACCGGGCCUUCAGGACUUUUGCCAAGUCGAGGAAGUCGGGACUCACUAUCAUACUUUGGUGGCUCUUUGGCUGGCGGCCACACCCAUAACUCCAGUCUUGAUCGUUCGAGUCUACGUCGCCUUCAUCGCGGACGCUCUGGGGGCCCUAUGGGUUCAGUCGUUGCGACUGCAUCUGGAGGUUCUCCGGGCCCAUAUACCAGUAGCGUCAUAGCUAGCGCCGAGAUUUCGGAACUCGAUGUCGGUCUGCGUUGGGGCAGCGCGCUGGCUACAGAACGUGAGUCUGAGCAAGCUAUGGCCGAACUGAUGCCUGUUGACGAGCGUCUACUGGACCCCGAGGAGCGGAGUUCUAGCCAAACUGCUGCUAGUCUGCCGCGACGAUCUAAAGCAACCGCUCCGGCUUUCUUAAACUGCCUUACUGACGCCUACUUCAGUCCGCUCGUUGGAGUUGCUCGUUUUGCCUGCCAACUUUCUGGACAAGCCGGCAUUCCCCUAUGCUUACCACCGGGUCACGAGUCGGCUCUACAAACGGUAUUCACCGGCAUAGUUGCAAGUGGGCAGGAUGCUUUAAACUUCCCAGAAGGUUUUGCAAACACAGCCAUUGGUGGUGGAGCAGCUGCAGCCGCCUGGUAUCUCGGUGGCUGCCUUCUGUCCGAUGGGCCUGGGGUAGCCUUAGGAGCCGGACCUGGUGGCUGGCUAUGGCUAUAUCUGACUGACCUGGGGCCCGAACGAGUGGGUUCAGUGAUCGAGUGUGUGGUGCGAAACCGAGCCGGGAAGGCACGCACCCAGGCUAGACUCCUACUUGCAGGUACUUUAUCACAACGAUGGGAGGAUUGUGUGAUUCAUGUAGCUUACUUUCUCUUUCUAACACUUCUAUCUGCACGUUAA